AUGGCUGGCCUACUAAAAUACAAAUUUACCAAGAUCAAAAAGACUGAUGGUAGUGAGAAUGUUGCACAAAUUAUUCAAAGUCCAUGUACAGAAAAUACGGUCUCUUCUGUCAAAAAAUAUGUCGCUGAAAUACCAAUAAUACCAGACUCUAAAUCAGAGUUUCCUGAAUGCUGGGAUUUUAAGCAGAUUACUUAUUUUACUAAAGAAUAUCCUUGGAUUUAUUUUAAAAAUAAACAUAUUGGAUGUAAGAUCUGUAGAGAUGUAAAUCAAAAUUUAUUAAAUCAAAAAGGAUCACAUGUGGCAUCUGAAUGGUCUAAUGGAGAAGUUUAUUCAUCAGGUUCUACAUUAGAAAAGAAAAAAACUAAUUUAAGAAAAAAAAUUUCUAAACACAAGAAUUCUGCUGCUCAUUUAAAUGCACAAAAAGUUAUAUUUUUGUCUGAAAAAAAAGUUAUUGAUGAACAUAUUUCAAUGUUGAUGGUGACUGAUCAAGAAAAUACUGCAAGAAUAUUUCGCACAGCUUAUUUAAUAGCUAAAAAUCAACGCCCUUAUACAGAUAUGCCAAAACUUACAGAUCUCCAAGAAUUAAAUGGACUUGAUAUGGGAAGAAUACUUCAGACUAACGUAUCAUGUUCUAAUAUUAUUGAUCACUUGGCCUUAGAAAUGAGAAGGAAGAUUGCUAUGGACAUUGUGAAAAAUAAUAGAAAAAUUUGUAUUUUAGUUGAUGAAUCCACAACAUUAAGUAAAAAAUCUAUGUUAGUUAUAUGUUUACGUUGUGCAGUUGGUGAACUUAAUGAAGUAUACACAUUUUUGUUUGAUAUUGUUGAAGUAUCAAAUACUUCAGCUAAAACUAUAAAAGAUUCUAUAUUACAAGUAUUGGAAAAAUAUGGUAUGGACACUCAUUUUUUGAAAAAAAAUUUAAUUUCUUUUGUAAGCGAUGGAGCUUCAAACAUGUUAGGCCGUAAAGCAGGAGUUGGUGUAUUAUUACAGAAAAGUUUUCCUCAUAUUAUACUUUGGCAUUGUUGUAAUCACCGUCUAGAACUUGCUGUUGCGGAUUGUUUAAAAGAAGUAAGUGGAAUUAAUCAUUUCCAAUCAUUUAUUGAAAAACUAUACUCACUGUAUCACAUGUCACCAAAAAAUAUGAAUGAGUUGAAAGAAUGUGCUAAUUCCAUUGAUCAACAGUUAUUAAAAAUAGGUAAAAUAUUUACAAUUAGAUGGGUAGCUUCAAGUCUUCGGACAAUAAAAGCUGUUUGGAAUAACUUUGAAUCUCUUUUUCAACAUUUUUCUAAUGCAAUAAUGGAUGAUCAAAGGAGCUCUAAAGAAAAAGCAAAGUAUGUUGGUUUGAAAAAUACUUUAAAAUCAAUAGAAUUUGUUCACAACCUUGGCAUACUGUUUGAUGCUCUGACAGAAUUAUCAGAUUUGUCCAUUCAGCUCCAAAAAAGAGAUCUAUCUCUUAUGGCUGCUCAUAAAUUAAUUGAACGGACCAUUAGCGUUUUGGAAUCUAUGGCUAAUAAAAAUGGUGAAAAAACCAAAGAAGUAAAUUCUGCUUGUGAACAAAAAGAAUUUAAAGGCAUUAUAUUAGAACAUAAAUAUUCUGUGGUAAAAAUUGAAAUCGGCCAAUUUUUUAGAAGUUUGUCUGACAAUCUAAAACAAAGACUUUUUACUACACAAUCGUCUCAUGUAUCAAUUUUAGAUAAAGCUGAUCCUUAUAAAGAUUUAUUUAAUAAUUUAUUGAUUGAUUUAACCAUGCUUUCUCCAGAUAAUUGGCCUGAUAACUGUGAUGUACAGUUUGGUGAUAUAAAUGUAAGCCGUUUGUCUAAAAUAUUUCAAAUUGAUCAAAGAGCCAGUGUACGAGGAUUUCGUGAAUACAAAGUGUCUUAUCCUUCAGUAAAUACAGACAUUGAACCAUUAAUGACCGCUGUAAAGACUUUGGCUAUUUCUUCUGCUGAAUGUGAACGGUCCUUUAGUUCAAUGAACGAAAUUGUUUCUUCAAAAAGAAGUGUGUUGACUAGUGAUCAUAUUUCAUCGUUAGCUUUCAUUAAUUGUACUGGACCACCAAUUAAUAAAUUCAAUCCCAACAUCUAUAUUAAAACUUGGAUAUUAUCAGGGAAAAGAACUGCAGAUGAACAAUGUUGUCCAAAAAGAAAAAAGAAAGAUGAAGAAGAAUCUUAUACAUCUUUAUGGUUAUGUUUAGAUAAAUAG
Molecule: messenger RNA, 2199 nt
Organism: Macrosiphum euphorbiae (potato aphid)
Lineage: Eukaryota; Metazoa; Arthropoda; Insecta; Hemiptera; Aphididae
Source: the annotation of a GenBank genome assembly